AUCGCCGGUCCGUUGUGUCCCUCGAACACAGCGGAUCACGGAAAGAGCCGAAGAUGUCGGUUCGGUCAUGUGAUCAGCUGUGUCCAAUCACAGCUGAUCACAUGGGACAUGUACACUGAUCAUCCGGGCACUGAUGAUCAGUGUGCCCUGAUGAUCAGUGUGGCCCCAGAAGUGCCACCUGUCAGUGCUCAUCAGUGCCACGUGCCAGUGCCCAUCAGUGCCACAUCAAUGCCACAUAUCAGUGCAUACCAGUGCACAUCAAUGCCACAUAUCAGUGCCCAUCUGAGCUGCCUUUCAAUGUCACCCAUCAGUGCCAGUCAGUGCCGCCUAUCAAUGCCAAUCAGUGCCACCUAUCAGUGCUGCCAAUCAGUGCCACCUAUCAGUGCCAGUCAG
Molecule: messenger RNA, 393 nt
Organism: Staurois parvus
Lineage: Eukaryota; Metazoa; Chordata; Amphibia; Anura; Ranidae
Source: the annotation of a GenBank genome assembly